Messenger RNA from Ostertagia ostertagi, 309 nucleotides. The record is from the annotation of a GenBank genome assembly. NCBI's taxonomy places the organism in Eukaryota, Metazoa, Nematoda, Chromadorea, Rhabditida, Trichostrongylidae.
AUGACAAUGAAGAGCUUCCACCUCCACAGCCACCACGAUGUGAUGCAGCCAACGAUUUUUUCGUUGACGUCUGUCCUCAUGGUCCCAGCAGCAGUGAAAAGAUCGCCAACGACAAACGAUCCAGGAAAUCUUUCCCCCGCUUUGUGGCAGCGAUUAUUGUCCAACGUGAAAACAGCAGCGCACAAGAAAUCAAUGUGGACCUCAAUUCCGAUAAUGCUACUAUGGUUGAUAUUCACGAUGCAGCCUCUGAGAGGGAUAAGGUUUCCUUUCGUAAUGAUCCUGUACUACUACUCCAUAGUCACUGGAUAG